Myzus persicae (green peach aphid) is the source of this 1735-nucleotide messenger RNA. RefSeq names its product SEC14-like protein 2. The record is from RefSeq and is a predicted model, not a curated record. Lineage: Eukaryota; Metazoa; Arthropoda; Insecta; Hemiptera; Aphididae. Bases 234 to 1448 code for a protein of 404 amino acids. The transcript is spliced from 9 exons. Gene Ontology annotation, cellular component: cytoplasm.
CCUCGUUUGCAUUUCCUUUGGUUGACCGCCGCCGCUGCCGUCGCGUCGUCCAUCGGUCGGCAGUUCGCACGGAGUACACUCCGCGGUGAAUGUGAAUAAGGUUCCGUUUUCAUUUCAUACGCCGGUCUCAGAAGUUAUAAUAUUUUGUUGGCAUAUUAUCACAGUUGUCCGUUUCGUAAGGCUGCACGUCAUUCAAUUUAACCGUCGACUUACUGCAAAAUAUCACACGAAAUAUGUCUAGAAGAACCGAUUUGGAUCUGAGCGAUGAUCAGAGAUUCGCCCUAAUGAAGUUGCGAAGAAGCGUUGCAGACUUGAAAUUGGAUGAUAAAUAUGAUGACUGCUUUUUACUCAGAUGGCUCGAAGCUCGAAACUUCGAUCCUAAACUAGCAGAAGACAUGUUGAGAACAUCAAUGAAAUGGCGGGAAGAGUGGUCGAUCAACAAAGAUGACGGUUGGCAGCCACCCCAAGUGCUGGUCGAUUACAUGCCGAGUGGUAUCAGCGGCUAUGACAAGGAGGGAUCGCCUGUGGUCGUGCUUCCGUUCGCCGGGUUCGACGUGUGUGGCCUGCUCAAAUCAGCCCCACCAAAGGACAUGGUCAGGUUCUUAGCACAAAAGCUUGACUCGUACUUAGAAGUGGCCAGGCAAUCAUCGCUGAAGCAUGGUCCAAAAGCUUCGCAGGUGUGCUGCAUCGUCGACCUGACCGACUUCAACCUCAGGCAAUUCACAUGGAGACCAGCGGCCGAGAUGACAAUCAACUUGUUACAAAUGUACGAGGCCAAUUACCCAGAAAUAUUGAAGGCAUGUCACGCGAUUAAUGCUCCCAAAGUGUUCGCUUUUGCGUUCAACAUACUUAAAAACAUACUCACUGGCAACACAAUGAGCAAGUUCAUAAUAUAUAAGGCGGACCCGAGCAAGUGGAAGCCUGUGUUGGCAAGUACCAUCGAUAGUGACCAGUAUCCAGCGUUUUUGGGCGGUGAUCAAAGGGAUCCCGACGGCGACCCAAGAUAUACCACAAAGAUAAACCAAGGAGGAAAAGUGCCAAAGGAACUAUAUUUAAAAAAUGACAAAAAACUCACAAGUUCUGAUGACAUGACGUUAGUAAAUAUAAAGAAAGGCGAUAAACUAUACCUGAAAUAUACAGUUACUGUACCACAAAGUUUUCUGAGGUGGCAGUUCAAAACCGAGGGACAUGAUAUCAAAUUUGGUAUAUUAGCAACAGAUUCAGAAAAUAUACAAACAGUAAUUAUGCCGAUAAAGAAAGUCGCAUGCCACGAGUUUGAAGAGAUUGGAGUAAUCAAAUGCAAACAUACCGGAGAAUAUACGGUGGUAUUCGACAACAGUUAUAGUUUCAUACGUGGAAAAAAACUUGCAUACAACGUUCGAAUCACAUUGCCUGUAAAAGAAAAAACCAUCAAUACUAUCGAUAAUAUGGUGAAUAUGGAAGAAUAAGUCACCCAUACGAUAGUUAUAAAAGUAUAAUAUAGCGUUUAAUGACUAGGUAAUAAUAACAGUAAUCAUUAUGAUUAUAUUAUACGUCAUCAGAACCAUUAGAAAUUUUAAUCGAAUAUACUUUUCCUACAAUUUAAAAUUGUUUAGGUAUACCUAAUGCCUAAUACAUAUUAUACCAGAUAUACUCUCAUAAAAAAGUAAAACAGAUUAAUAUUUGUCGUUUUAUGCCAUACGCCAUUAACAACUUACGACAGUUCAACAGUAAUGUAGGACUGUCAUACUGUCGA